AUGGCCUCCAGCUUCAGUCUCCACGUCAAGGUCUAUAUCGAUCCCUCCAAUGUGGAAAAGUUCCUCGAGCAUUUCAAACCAGUGUAUGACGCCGUUGUGAAGGAACCGGAGUGCCGCUUCUUUGAAUUGUAUCAAGAUCCAGCGGACCCGGGAACAUUGACCUGGGUGGAAAACUGGCAUGUCCUUCCUGUUCUGUGA
Molecule: messenger RNA, 198 nt
Organism: Penicillium longicatenatum
Lineage: Eukaryota; Fungi; Ascomycota; Eurotiomycetes; Eurotiales; Aspergillaceae
Product: putative quinol monooxygenase
Exons: 1
Coding region: 1-198 (65 amino acids)
Source: RefSeq, a predicted model, not a curated record